AUGGGAAGAGGCAAAGUCCUGAACGAGCACGAAAAGGGGCUUAUCGCUGGUCUUUCUCAAGGCGGUAGAACCAUUCGAGACAUCGCUGCUCGUGUGCAGCGCUCCAAGAACGUAGUUUCUAACUUCCUGCGCGCGCCGUUGGAAUUUGGGAGAAAAAAAUCGCCAGGAAGACCGCAAAAGCUAUCCCCUACCGACAAGAGAAGGUUACUUCGGGCUGCUUCAAAUGAAACAAAAGGCUCUAACACGCUUCGUCAGGAGCUGGGACUCUCUGUUGCCUCACGGUCAAUCUACCGCACGCUGCACAACGACCCGAACUUCCAAUUCAAGAAGAUGGUGUCGGCUCCAAUGAUGCUGCCCCGUCAUCUUGUCGCUCGUGAAAAUUUUGCGAGCGAGAAGCUGACAUGGUGUCCUGCAGAUUGGUAUAAAGUCAUCUGGUCCGACGAGAAAAAGUUCAAUCUCGACGGACCAGAUGGCUUGGCCUUCUAUUGGCACGACUUGAGGAAGGACAAGCGCAUAUUCUCGAGAAGGCAAGGAGGUGGGAAUUCGGUCAUGUUUUGGGGGGCUUUUUGUGGGACGAAGAAAUGCGAAUUGGUGUUGCUCGAAGGAAAUAAGAACGCAGAGGACUACAUACAGACAUUAGAAAGUUAUUUGCUACCGUUUAUUGAUCAGGAGCUGGACGCAGGAUGGAUAUACAUGCAUGACGGAGCUUCUAUUCACAGGGCACAUCGGGUCAGGCAGUUUUUUGAGGAGGAAGAGGUGCCAGUUAUGGACUGGCCGGCAAAGUCCCCGGACUUAAAUCCUAUAGAGAAUCUCUGGGGUCUGUUGGCACGUGCUGUAUACGUUGGUUGUCGUCAAUUUAACAACGUCGAAGAGCUUAAAGAGGCCGUUUGGGAAGCCUGGGAUAACAUCACAACGGACACACUGAAAUCCCUUUUGGGGUCCAUGCAACGACGCUGCAGGGACUGUUACCUUGCCAAGGGAGGUGCUACGAAGUACUGA
Molecule: messenger RNA, 999 nt
Organism: Chondrus crispus (carragheen)
Lineage: Eukaryota; Rhodophyta; Florideophyceae; Gigartinales; Gigartinaceae
Exons: 1
Coding region: 1-999 (332 amino acids)
Molecular function (GO): DNA binding
Source: RefSeq, a predicted model, not a curated record